AUGACAUAAACUGAUGAACAAUAGAGUGAACUAUUACAGCAAUUACAGCCUUCUAAUGACUUAUUCAUUACUCAUACCCCUGAUCUAGAAUCUAAACCAAAGUUAGAGUAAAAAUAUCAUAUUUUAAAGAAAAAAUUAAAAAAACAAAAAGAAUAAAAUGCAAAAUAUGAACUUGAUAUGCUUGAAUUAGCUAAUUUAAUGGAUGAUAUUAAGUUUUAGACUUAAUAGAAAUUGAACAAUUAAUCUGAUACAGAGUCAAAACUCAGAGAUCUUGAAGUCUAACUAAGCAGAUCUCAAUAAAAUUCUAAAUCUCUAACUAUUUAGAUUAACUAGUUAAUAUCUGACAAAGAGUUGUUGUAGGAAAAGCUACAAGAUAAAAUGACUAAUGCUUCACAGCAAAUAGACCCAGAAUUACUUGAGGAAAUUAAAGAAUUAAAAGAAUAUAAGCAUGAGAUGAAUAACUUAUGUGAGUAGCUAAAGAUUAAAAUGCAAAGAAAAAAAACUAAGUUGAUCUAUAUGAGGGAGACCCUUGAUUAUAAGGAGUAAGAAUUACAAAAGAAAGAAAUUGUGCUUAGAAAAAUAAGUUAAAGCUAAGAGGAGUCAUAAAAAUAGCUUAAGCAAACUGCUCUAAAAUUAAGAUAACUUGAACAAACUAAAUUGAAAGAUUUAAAAAGGAAAUGCUCAGCCUAAGAAGAUCUAAUCGUUCAACUACAGAAUAGGAUUAAGUAAUAUGUUGGAGAUGCUGAAUCAUCAUCAUAAUCCCCUGCCAACCGAAAGGGGUCAAUGAAGAGAAACAUAACUUAAAAUCAUAGAUAAAUUAAGGAAGUAGAUGAAGUCCUUGAAAGUACUGGAAAGGAAUUCUUUAACAGUAAACCAACAAUAAAUUUACAUUCAUUGAGCAACGAAGAUAUUCAUGAUAAAAGCAGCAGCUAUGGGAGAUCAAAUUUACUACCAGAAAUUGGUAAUCAAGUGAAAAAUAAAGCCCCAAAUGGCUCGAUUAGAAGUUCAGUUGAUAAAUUACCUAAAGCUAAAAAAGGUAAUUCACAUGGUCCUACCUAUCAGGAUAGUUAUGAGAGAUAAGUUGAUAGCUUUGUAAGUAGAUUAAAGGACCCAGUUUAUAAAAAUAAUUCUAAUAACAUGUAAGGAGUUUUUUCUAUCAAUCAGAAUCAAUCUCACAUAAUCGCUGACACGAGAAACGAAGAAGUGACCUACGACUAGCACUCAAUGGCUGGCAGGGGCACCAUCUCAAGCAGGGACGACAAAAUCAGGCGAAUCCUCGAGGGCACUGAGCAAUACGAAAAGCUUCUAUACUUUACCCCUGAAAAAAGUCAACUACCUAGGAAGCAUUAACCAUUUGAUGUUGGCAAAGAAAGUAGGGAUUAGUAAUUCCGUAAUAGAAAUAUUAUUAAUAAGUGA
This is a messenger RNA of Stylonychia lemnae, 1416 nucleotides long. The record is from the annotation of a GenBank genome assembly. Lineage: Eukaryota; Ciliophora; Spirotrichea; Sporadotrichida; Oxytrichidae.